AUGGGCUCUCCUCUCUGGGAUCGGAGCACUGGACAGCCCUGGAGUGCUGCUGGAGCUCUGUGGGGAUGGGCGGUGUCAAGGCUACAGCUGGAUUGGACAACAAGGUUCUUCCACCAGGAUGAAGAGAUGCUGAUUCUGACCCACUGUGAUGAGUUGAACAGAACCUACAGUGAGGACAGCAAUAAUCCUCCGAUGAGGGAGCGAUUAGAUCCUCACUUUGGCGCAUCCUCCAGAACCGUACAGCAGGAGAGUCCAGCUUUUAAAGAAACCAGAGCGACUGUGAUCGCCACUGGACCCAGAACCAUCACUGUGACUUCAGCUGUUUCCUCUGCAGACUCUGUUAAGUAUAUAAACAACAGUAGUUAUGGCAAAAGAAAAAGGUCCCAAGAUGAAGAGAUCGCAAGCAACAGAGAGGAGACCCAGGGUUUCACCCAGAACCAGGGUGACAAGAGGGGACUCUACAGGAAGGCAAAGGUGCUCUCUGAAGAUUCAGAGGAGAAGGCGAGUGAGGAAACUGCGCAGGGGACUAAUCAGUGCUGUACCAGCCUUGAAGAAGAGAGACCAAGGAUGAGUUUGUCUAAUCCAGUGCAGAGCUCCAGUACUCUCACCUCUUAUCUGAAACCUGCCCCCACCAUCACUGCCUGGGAGGCCGGCUGGAACGUCACAAAUGCUAUACAGGGUAUCUUUGUGUUGGGUUUACCCUUUGCUCUGGUCCGGUCCGGGUACAUGGGUCUCUUUGUGCUGGUUAUGUCGGCCUGGGUCUGCAACCACACAGGGAGGAUUCUAGUGUCCUGUCUUUAUGAAGAGGAACAAAGUGGAGGAUCUGGCUCCGGGUCAAAAGUCCGAGUCCGGCACAGCUACCAGGACAUAGUGGAGGCCUGCUGUAAAGGACUGUGGCCCAACUGGCCUGGACUCUGGGGAUGGAUGGUUAAUGUAGCUCAGGUGGUUGAACUGUUGAUGACGUGCACGCUGUAUCUCGUCGUCUCCACCAGCCUCAUGUCCGACAGUCUCUCCUGGAUUACUGUUCCUCGAUCAGUGUGUUCUCUAGUGUCUCUGAUCUUCCUGCUGCCCUGCCUGAUGCUGACUGAUCUCCGGCCAGUCUCCACCUUCAGCCUGCUGUGCUCCCUGGCUCACAUACUGAUUAGCCUUUUGGUCAUGCUGUACUGUCUGAGUCGAGCCAGCAGCUGGUCAUGGACCUCUCUGUCUUUGUCUGUGGACCCGGAGGACUUCCUCGUCUCCGUGGGCGUCAUCAUCUUCUCAUACACCUCACAGAUCUUCCUCCCUCCUCUAGAGGGCAGUAUGGAGAACAGAUGGAAGUUUAAUACCAUGCUUGGUUGGACCCACGGUGCUGCCUGCAUCAUGAAAACAAUGUUUUCUGUACUGGCCGUGCUGACCUGGGGGACACAGACCAGUGAGGUCAUCACAGACAACCUACCCUCUGAUCUGCGACCUCUCAUCAACCUGUGUCUGCUGGCUAAAGCCCUGCUGUCGUACCCUCUGCCAUUCUACUCUGCUGCAGAAAUACUGCAAACCUGUCUGCUUGGAGAUGACGUCAUCUUUUCCUACUCUAAACAUGGAGGUCGACGCAUGUCUCGUCUGGCCCUGUUGAUCCGUGGAGCUUUGCUGAUGACAUCAUAUCUGCUGGCCCUGUUAGUCCCCAGUUUCUCCUUGCUGAUGGGUUUGACAGGCAGCGUGACCGGGGCGGCCAUGACACUCAUCCUGCCGUGCCUGUUUCACCUCAGACUGCAGUGGAGCAGCCUCACUGCGAUAGAGAUAAUGGUGGAUGUGUGUAUACUGAGUGUAGGGGUCGUCUGUAGUGUAUCUGGUAUGAUCUGUUCACUGAAAAGACUUCUGGAAGAGCUAUAGGAAGGAUGGAUGGAUGC
This is a messenger RNA of Labrus mixtus (cuckoo wrasse), 1883 nucleotides long. RefSeq names its product vesicular inhibitory amino acid transporter-like. Gene Ontology annotation, biological process: amino acid transmembrane transport. The record is from RefSeq and is a predicted model, not a curated record. The coding region runs from base 1 to 1866 and encodes 621 amino acids. Gene Ontology annotation, cellular component: vacuolar membrane. Gene Ontology annotation, molecular function: amino acid transmembrane transporter activity. The transcript has 9 exons. NCBI's taxonomy places the organism in Eukaryota, Metazoa, Chordata, Actinopteri, Labriformes, Labridae.